GGAGCAGGCGCAGCGGCGGCGCCGCGCUGAGGGCAAGGCCGGAGCUGAGGGUUGGUGCCGUGAGGGGGGCGGUAGGCACCGACCGGGUGCCGGGGGUCGGUUCCGCCAUGUUCCGGCACGGCUCAGCCGCCGCCGCCGCCGCCUCUCGCCUCCGCCCCGCAGCCUCGCUCCGCGCUUGGGCCCCGCUGGAAGCCGCCGGGGCCGGGCCGCAGCCGCAGCGCCGCCGGUACCGAGCGAGGCCGCAGGACCUGGAGCCUCCUCCCCGGGGCCACCUCCUGCCCCCCCCUUGGCUGCCCCCCAGCCCUCGGCUGCCCCCUGGCGGCCCCCGGGGGCAGUUCCUGUCCCCCCCGGAGGGGCUGGGCGGGGCCAUAACUACGGUGGCCGCCAGGCAGGACGACGACAUCGCUGUCAGGGAUGGGACCUCCCCUUCCCCUUCUCCCCCCCACGGCGCCCCCUUCCCCCACCCCCCCCACCUCCUCCUCCUCCUCAGCCCCUCCCCCAACCCCUGGCUGGCUCCCGCGGGGGGGCCCCAGCCCCCUGCCCCCCCCCAGCCCAGCAUGGAGGAGCACCUGGCAGUGAUGCACCAGAAGCUGCAGCAUGAGCUCCCCAACUUCUUCCUGAAGGUUCCUGACUAUGGCCUCUACUCCCUGGACGUGGAGUUCAUCAACCCCCCCCUGAGGAUCCACACCCGGGGGCGCCCGAUGUACCAGCUGGCGGUGGCGCUGUGCCGGGUGCUGGCCUGGGGCUACUUUGCCAGCCUGAGGCUGGAGCUGCUGGCCCUGACUCGGCACCCCGAGGAUGGCACCAUCCGGGCACGCUGGCGCCUCACCGGGCUGCCGCUGCACCUGCUGCUGCUGCGCUUCUACCGCCGCGACAAGAGAGCCCUGCUCAGGUCCUUCGAUGCCUUCUCCACCUUCACCCUCAACCCCCAGGGCCUCAUCUGCUGCCACCGAGUGGACAAGCUGAUGCCAGCCCCCAGGGCCCUCCCCGAGGCCAAGAAGCUGCUGGUGGCGGCGGGGGGGGGGCUGGCAGCGGCCACCCUGGUGGCCCCCCCGGGGACCUCCUCUGCGCCACAGCCUCAGGCCUGAGGCCACCGCCAGGGACCUUGGGGGGACAGCCUGAGGAAGUGUCC
Dryobates pubescens (Downy woodpecker) is the source of this 1132-nucleotide messenger RNA. RefSeq names its product chromosome 39 C6orf136 homolog (gene C39H6orf136). The record is from RefSeq and is a predicted model, not a curated record. NCBI's taxonomy places the organism in Eukaryota, Metazoa, Chordata, Aves, Piciformes, Picidae. The transcript is spliced from 6 exons. The coding region runs from base 108 to 1088 and encodes 326 amino acids.